AUGACAGAACUAGGAGCUUUCCGUGUUCACAGUGAUGGAAAAACUCUGUUUUACAACAAAUUCGCAUGGAAUAAAGUCGCAAACGUCCUGUUUUUGGAAUCCCCAACCGGAGUAGGUUUUUCAUACUCAAACACAACAUCAGAUUACUCAGUAGUAGGCGAUACAAAAACCGCGCACGACAAUUACAUCUUCUUAUUGAAUUGGCUUGAAAGAUUUCCCGAGUAUAAAUCCAGAGAUUUCUACAUCUCUGGCGAGAGUUACGCCGGACAUUACGUUCCUCAACUUGCAUACACCAUUUUUCAACAAAACAAAUCUGCAAAGAAGAAUCGCUUUAUAAACUUCAAAGGAUUAAUGAUUGGAAAUGCUGCGAUUAAUGAAGCGACAGAUAGCGCUGGGAUGUACGAUUAUUUCGCAUCUCAUGCACUAAUUUCUGAUGAACUUGGAAAGCAAAUUAGGAAAACCUGCAAUUUCUCAGCAGAUGAAGUCAGUAUUGAAUGCAAAAAGCAUGUAGAUGCAUCCGAUGCCAAUACUUUUUCUGUUGACGGUCUUAAUAUCUACAACAUUUACGCUCCAAUCUGCAAAAAUUCUCAAAUCACUCUAUUUCCUAAGAAAACCUCUAUAAGGAAUAUUGAUCCUUGCAUUGACCAAUAUACGUAUACUUAUCUGAAUAGUCCACAUGUCCAAAAAGCCCUCCAUGCUAAUGUCACUAACCUAACUUAUGAUUGGGAACCAUGCAGCGAUGUGCUGCACUAUAAUAACCCUAAGGAUUAUGUAUCAACUGUAAUUCCUGAGUUAAGAGAGCUAAUGGCCGGCGGAAUUCGCAUAUGGAUCUUCAGUGGGGACGUAGAUGGAAGGGUACCCGUUACUUCAAGUGAAUACUCUAUUGCUUCAAUGAAACGACCCAUCAAGAAUGAAUGGCGUCCUUGGGUAUUCAACCAAGAGGUUGGUGGGUAUGUUCAAGUUUAUAAAGGAGAUUUGACAUUUGCAACGGUUAGAGGAGCAGGACAUGAGGUGCCAAGUUAUGAGCCUGCAAGAGCUCUUACUCUAAUUGCUUCAUUCCUCAAGGGAAAACCUCUUCCAGCUUUCCAAGAUCAAAAUUAAAUAAUAAUAAUUAAAUAAAUAUUAUUAUUAUUA
Molecule: messenger RNA, 1134 nt
Organism: Impatiens glandulifera
Lineage: Eukaryota; Viridiplantae; Streptophyta; Magnoliopsida; Ericales; Balsaminaceae
Product: serine carboxypeptidase-like 40
Exons: 7
Coding region: 1-1101 (366 amino acids)
Biological process (GO): proteolysis
Cellular component (GO): vacuole
Molecular function (GO): serine-type carboxypeptidase activity
Source: RefSeq, a predicted model, not a curated record